Messenger RNA from Pseudophryne corroboree (corroboree frog), 2702 nucleotides. It is a transcript of the gene PRRT1, whose product is annotated as proline rich transmembrane protein 1. The record is from RefSeq and is a predicted model, not a curated record. NCBI's taxonomy places the organism in Eukaryota, Metazoa, Chordata, Amphibia, Anura, Myobatrachidae. The coding region runs from base 185 to 877 and encodes 230 amino acids. Gene Ontology annotation, cellular component: membrane. The transcript is spliced from 4 exons.
CAGGAGGAGGAGGAGAGAGGGGAGGGCAAGAGAGACAGGCUGCUGCAGAAAGAAUUGGUGCAGCAUCAGAAAAGGAGAACUGAGGGGGGGAGACAGUGAUAGGGGGCAAGGAGAGACCCCCAAUCCUGCCAGAUCCAUCUAAGGACCCCCCCAAAAAACAGCUCAGUUCCCUCUCCGCAGAGACAUGUCCAGCGAGAAAGCAGGCCCUCCAGAUUCGGGAUCCCACAGUUCCCCCCCACCUUAUAACCAACAAGGGGGGGAGGGUCCCUGCAAUGGAGUUAUACCAGGGUAUAAUGAUCCUCCACCACAGCCAGCCACUGCCACCCUGACACGCCAAGAUGCCCAGGGAUACCUACAGGAGACCCCGUUUUCUGGACAGCAACCUGCCCCCCAAGGAUAUGUGGUGCAGACUCACUCAAAUACGGGGACCAUGCCAGUGGGAGGGUACGUGCAACAAGCGACAGGGUAUCCGAUGCACCUGCAGCCGUGCACUGCCUAUGUCCCUGUCUACCCCAUGGGAACGCAAUACCAAACUGGAACUGUUCCACCACAGCCGGGGGUCCCACCUCCUCAGAUUCCCCCAGGAUUAGCUCUGCUAGAGCCACGACGCCCUCCUCAUGACUACAUGCCGAUUGCUGUGCUUACUACAAUCUGCUGUUUCUGGCCCACUGGAGUCAUUGCCAUCAUAAAAGCUGUGCAGGUUCGAACAGCCUUGGCCCGUGGGGACCUGAUGUCUGCAGAAAUAGCCUCCCGCGAGGCUCGGAACUUCUCCUUCAUCAGCCUGGCAGUGGGCAUAGCCGCCAUGGUCCUGUGCACCAUCCUCACAGUGGUCAUUAUCAUCGCAGCUCAGCAUCAUGAAAAUGACUGGGGUAACUGAGUUAUUCCUCCGGGACUUGGGGGCAACUGGAGGACAGGCCAAGCCACCAAGAUCUCUCCCAGCACUUUCUUAACUCUUCUCUCUUCAGUCCAUUUUUUGGAUUCUUUUUUUUUUUAAUCCUUUUUCAUUUUUUUGUUGUUGAACGUCUUCCUUUUCAUUUUCUUCUGUUCUCUCCAUCUACCCGUAUGUAUAAUUUCUGCAUUCUUCCUUCUUAGGUUCCAUCUUCUAGUUACCAUGUUUCCCUCUGUUGACCAUGUUGCCUCUCUCGUCUCCCAUUUUUCUUACCUACCCCAGUGAUCUCUAUCUCCCCUACUCUUACCCGUCCACUCAACUCCCCAUUCCACCUCCCUUGUUAUACGUAAUACAGGUGCCAUCUAGGGGUGUUGCGGGGUGUAAGAGUUUCAUUGGGGUAUUUUACAGCUAUGUUUCAAGGGUGCAGGAGACCAGUGGGCAGAGAAUCUAGACUCUAGGAGAUAGCUGUGAGAGACAGACGAAGAGACGGCAACGAAUACAGGAAAAUAAGUGGCCUAGGAGACAGUCAGUCCUAUAGACAGACACGGCGUGGACGCCAUGCAAAUGUAAUAAGACACGUGGAGUGAGUGGAGAAGACUUUUGGAGUGAAUGCGUGAUGUGAGAAGGUGGGCAGCUCUUAGAUACGGCGGGAUAGACACAGGGCAGCUGCCUAGGGCACCGGGAUCUGGGGGCUCCACUGAGUCUGCCUACAGCGUCUCAAAAUCAAGGAUGUCUCUGAGAUAGACAUCUUUGUUAAACAUAAUGCAGGUGUGGAACUUCUAAGACGCCUCCUCCACACUUCCACCUGAGGAGCUGGAAAGUGUGUAUUGGUGUGUGGGGAGGUGGUUGGGGGGGGAAUUUCAGUAGGUUGAAGCUUUGCCUUGGGUGCCGGGAAACCUUGCACCGGCCCUGGAUAGACAUGUCUACGGUGAAGCCAUUCGGUGGAAAGCAGGUGGUGACCCUCAUAUGCAGGCUUAUGCUGAGACGCGAACCAUUAGUGGUGCCGUGCUGUGUGCAUUGUACGUACAUCUGGUCAGACAGAUGGACUUGACAGGCUCCAUGGCUGACCCAUUCCCUUAUUUUAGCAGAGACAUCUUCUUGACAAUUUGAUCAACUGGCUUUUCUCAUAACUCUAAUAUGGAGAUAUUUUUAGAGCCUUUUUAUCAGCGCUUGAAACAUCUAGGUCAGAGAAGAUGCGGGAGAUGGUGAGACAGCCACCCGUGCGUGAGAGGCGACCAUAUUUACCAUCAGUGUGGUUUCAUAGUCUUGUUCAGCUUAUAAUUGCAUUAUACAGAGCUUGUUUCCGGGCACCUAGAAAAGGGGGGUGAGAUCCGUAGCCACCCCUGCGACCUAACACACAUCAUAACAUGUUUUAGGGGUGCAGGGUCCUUACAAUCCAGUUUGCAAUAUUAAACUGUAUUUCACAAUUAGUACAUGGGGGGCCCAGCUCGCUUUGAACAACAAAUCCCAGCAUGCCCUGCAGCCUGAGUGUCACAUGAUAUGGUUAUCCCACCUGCAUGGGAAACCCAUACGAGGAUAUAGGAGCAUGAAAGCGAGAGACAGUGGAAGUCUGAGUGCGUAAUAAAGAGACAGCUGCUAUAUUUAAGAACAGUAUUAUAGGGGGGUGGGGGUUAUUUCUGUGAUAAAAAAAUAUAUUAAUGGUUCUGGUUCUGAUUAAUAUUCUUUAAUAUUAUUAUUAUUUAUUUAUUUAUUUAUUUAUUUAUUUGAGGGCUGCAUUGUGGGUAUUUAUUCAUUAGCAUUUGGAAUGGUUAAUUAGCUGCAUUAUCUAUAAUAAAAUCCAAAAUCUAUUUCA